Molecule: messenger RNA, 1325 nt
Organism: Amblyraja radiata (thorny skate)
Lineage: Eukaryota; Metazoa; Chordata; Chondrichthyes; Rajiformes; Rajidae
Gene: hdip1
Product: chromosome 17 C16orf87 homolog
Exons: 4
Coding region: 173-643 (156 amino acids)
Source: RefSeq, a predicted model, not a curated record
GGGGUUGCGCGCUCGUGCCCGCGGGGGCGCGCAGGCGGUAGCAGCAGCAGCAGUAGCAGCAGCAGCAGGAUACAUUGUUACUCCGAAGUUGUAAUGAAGUUCCACUCAUGAAGUUUUCCAGCAGCCACAGCCCGUGUGGAUCGGACGCGGCGGCAGCGGCCAAGCCGGGAAGAUGGCUGCGAAUAAGGCGAAGAAAGUUACAAAAAUGGCCACGAAAGCAUGUCCGGACUGUGACCAACAGAUUCCAGUUGCCUGUAAGUCCUGCCCUUGUGGAUUCGUUUUCAUAAGUAGGAGGCUGCUGAAUGCUAAACAGACUGAGAAAUCACCGCCACCUAAUUUAGACAACAAGUCAGUGGCUAAGAGGAGGAGGACAGACAGAGCGCGUCGGGAGAAAGCCAAUUCUCCUCUCACCAAAGAUCUGGAAAACCGAAAGCGGUCUCGAUCGGAGAGCCACUCCGAACAAAUUCGGCGGCGACGAGGCCGGCCCAAAACUGGCCCCAGCAAAAAGCACGAUGAUGAUAAAGAAAGGCAAGAGAAAGAGGUCGACGUCUACGCCAGCCUCUCGGACGAGAGAGCCUUUGUAUUCUCAGUGGCGCUGGCAGAAAUAAACAGAAAAAUUAUCAAUCAAAAAUUAAUUCUUUGACAAAGCGUGGACAAGUGGGAAAACAAACUACAACUCAGGAUUCAGACUCUAGCUCGGUGAAUUCCACCAAGGCGGACUUUGUACCCAGCCAUUUCCAGCAAUACGGUGGAAAGCCAACGCUUGGUCACUGCUGGACGACUGUUUGUAACGGCAAAGCUUCCAGACGCCAUGGAUGUGGGCAUGCCGUCACUUCAACUUGUACACCAAAGCUGAAGCAGACAAAUGCUUUGAAUUCCAACCCCAAUUUUGUACAAGAGUAAUGCAGCGUUGAACUUUGGAAGAGUAACGUUGGUCGAUGCAUUGACUAUGAAACGGGUGAAGCAUAGGAAUUAGGUUUUUCCUUCACUAACUUCAGCAGGUGACAUUGGGGUCGAACAAAGAAAGGGAACCUACCUUGUUCCUCUUGUAUAUUUGGAAGAGAUGGAGAAAUGAUGACCUUGUUUCAGAUGCACGUUCUUUCUGUAUUUUACCUUAUUUAUGAUGUUGGUGUAAUUAGUCUAAACACUGCAAAUAAUCAUAAAAUACUAUCAUAAACAGGCUUACGUUUCAUACAUCUUGUGAUUCAUUUUCAACUAUUGUAGUAUGACAUUAGCAUAAAUCUAUCCCAGGGAUAUCUUGCACAUGGUCUGACAAUGUUUGGAGGUCUGAUGAUUUUUUUGUCUGUAAUAAAUACAUUUAUAUA